CUCCAAUAGAAAAGUUCAGUCUGACGGGACGCUCCGGCGGGAGGGCUGUGGGGGAUGAUGCGGUUCGGGUCCAGGUGUGCCAUGCGGAUGGUGCUCUGAAAUUCCACCUCAUUUCUCCUCCAAAGUUCAUGUUCUGUCCAACGACUUCUUAUUUGCGUCCCUCUGCCCAUCCACGUAACUGCGCCUAACAUGGCUUCCACUGUUCUACUGCUUCUGGCCCUCUCCUCCUCCGUCUCCCUCACUGUGGCCGUCCUGUUUGGUGAGCCCAGAAUCUAUGGAGAGGAUGCUACUGGAUAUGGCCCCAUCUUCGAGGAGGAGCCUGUGGAUGUAGUCUACAAUGAGGACUCCCCGGAUGGGAGGAUCUCCAUGAACUGCAGGGCACGAGCAAACCCACCGGCUACAUACAGGUGGCGUCGUGACAACUGGGAGAUCAAGCUGAUGGAGCAGCCAGACGAACACUAUAGCCUCGUGGGAGGGAACCUGGUGAUCAACAACCCCAGACAGAAGAAACAUGCAGGGACGUACAUCUGCGUCGCCAGGAACAUCUACGGCACCGUUAUCAGCAAGGAGGCCAGGGUCAAGUUCGGAUUUGUGGAGGAGUUUCCCCAGGAGGAAAGAGACCCAGUGUAUGUUAAAGAAGGCCAGGGUGCCGUUCUGCUGUGUGCCCCUCCAAAAGCCUGGCCACAGGAGGUGACCUACCGCUGGAUCUACAAUGAGUUCCCAGUCUUCCUGUACACGGAUCGGCGACGCUUUGUCUCCCAGAAGACGGGGAACCUGUACAUCUCCAAAGUGGAAGCUCAGGACGCAGGAAACUACUCCUGCUUUGUUUCCAGCCCCAUCAUCGGGAAGAGUGUCUUCUCCAAGUUCAUCCCCCUCAUCCCCUUACCACCUGAUGAAGGUGAGAGAAAGUACCCAGCAGACAUCAGGGUGAAGUUCCCAGACACUACUGCCAUGCUGGCCUCUAACAUUACAUUGGAGUGCUUUGCUCUGGGAAACCCCAUCCCUCAUAUUGUUUGGAGGAAGGUGGACGCCACAGACCUCCCACCAAAUCAUGAGAUCAGUGAAUCUGGAGCUGUGCUUCAUCUGUACAACGUACAGUACGAAGAUGUGGGAGGAUACGAGUGUGAAGCAAUCAACACUAAAGGAAAGGACUGGCACAAGGCCUGGCUGUAUGUGGAGUCUGCUCCAGAGUGGGCGGAAACCAUCAACAACACUCAGAUCGACAUUGGCUCGGAGCACACCAUGCGCUGUGUGGCCUCAGGGAAGCCGUUCCCUUUCAUCCGCUGGUACAAAGACGGAUACAUGUAUGGAAAGGGAGAGCUGAAGUUUUCCAGUCUCACUUUCGACGACUCGGGAAUGUACCAGUGUAUCGCCGAGAACUACUGGGGCAUCAAGUAUGCCAACGCUGAGCUGCGAGUCAUUGCCUGUGCUCCAACAUUCGAGUUCAACCCAAUGAGGAAGCAGCUUCUCGGGGCUAAAGACGGCCGCGUGGUGAUUGAGUGUAAACCUCGAGCUGCUCCCAGGCCGCGCUACACUUGGACAAAGGGCAAAGAGCUCCUCUUCAACAACUCACGCAUUUCCAUCCUGUUUGAUGGGAGUUUGGAGAUCCUAAAUGCCACCACCAACGAUGAGGGCGUCUACACCUGCUUUGCUGAGAAUGACAGAGGAAAGGCCAACAGCUCUGGCUACCUCACCAUCACAGAGGCUACCACCCUCACAGAGCCACCUGAAGACACUGAGGUAAUGGUUGGAGAUGAGGUAGUUCUGAGGUGCGCUGCUUCAUACGACCCCAUGCUGGACAUCGCAUUCAUCUGGGCCAUUGACUUCAGGGUCAUAGACUUUGACGCUGAGUGGCAACACUACGAACGUGUUCUGAGCGACGACGGCAGCGGUGACCUGAGAAUCAAGAACGUACAGAUUUGGCAUGAAGGUCGCUACACCUGCACGGCUCAAACGGUGGUGGACAGUGACACCGCGUACGCUGAUCUCAAGGUUGUAGGUGUCCCUGGACCUCCUGGUGUGAUUCGGGUGGAUGAGAUCGGGGACAGCUGGGUGAAGCUGUUGUGGUCCAAACCAGCGGAUCAUAACAGCCCCAUCAUCUCCUACACCGUUCAGACCCGACAUUUCUGGGCUCUGAAUGAAGAUGACUGGAGGGAUGCCAGCACAUCUCCAGCCUUUCUUGACGGCAGUCUGGAGAAGGCAGAAGUGACGGACCUGUACCCCUGGAUGGAGUAUCAGUUCAGGAUCAUUGCUACAAAUGAGCACGGCUCUGGAGAGGCCAGCAUCCCCUCCUUGAAGAUCAAAACUUGGGAUGCUCCACCAGUGGUUUCUCCCACUGAUGUGGCAGGUUACGGAGGUAGAAAUGGUGAAAUCGUCAUCACUUGGACACCUGUGCAGCCAUGGUUUUUCUAUGGUAAAAAGUUUGGCUACAUUGUGGCCUUCAAGCCUCAUGAUGCAUACGACUGGUGGUACGAGACCAUUUCAGACCCCGAGACGAGGCGUUACGUUCACAGAGAUACCUAUUUCGUUCCCACCGACGAAGAUUUCCAGGUCAGAGAGUUUCAAGUGAAGAUCAAGUCGUUCAAUGUGAAAGGAGACGGACCGUACAGCCUCACCAAGGUCAUCUACUACCCAAGAGAUGUACCUACAGAGUCUCCCACAGAUGUCUAUGCCAGGCCGGUGUCCUCCCAUGAAGCUCUGGUGUGGUGGUUGCCAGUGGUCGACACUGGCACAGGCCUGCAGCAGUACAUUGAGGGAUACCAGGUCAAGUACUGGAGAAAGUACGAUGAUCCAGAGCCGGGAGCAAACCGUAUAUUUGUUGGAGCCAACGUCAAUCAGACCAGGUUGGAGAAUAUGCUGCCAGACUCUCACUACCUCAUUGAGGUCCGUGCCUUCAAUGGAGCUGGCCUUGGACCUCCUGGUGAACACUGUGAGAUGUUCACAAAGAGACCACCACCACCAGACCCUCCCAGGAUGUGGCGCUAUGUCAGCUGGACAGGACAGUGGUUGUAUGUGUGGUGGGAUCACAUCCAGUACGACUGGUUUGGCAACAUUUCCUUCCCUCUGUACUACAAGGUCAUGUUCAGAAAGACGGGCUACAUCUAUGGCAAGGUCUACAUCACUGGCUGGCACUUCAUGGACUUCCCCAUGCCUCAGGUUGGAGACUAUGAGCUAAUGGUGCGCGGCCGUUAUGAAGGAGGAGAUGGUCCAAUCAGGAUGAUUAGUAUUAAGGGUAAAGCAUUGAUGGUCACGCCCUCUCUCAGGAUGGUGUUUUUGGGUCCUCUGGCGCUGUGCAUUAUGGGAUUGCAAAUUUAAGCCUGCCACAAGCGAAUUGUAAAUAAUAGACUCUGGGAAGUAGAUGUGUGGACCUUGUCCUCCAAACACUCCUCACUAUGAUAGUCAUCAUGCAUUGCAAUGCAUCCUGCAUUUGUUCUGUCAUAACACCACACAGGAAGUUGUUUUUCACAAGACCCGCCACUCUUUAUGGACUUUUAAAUGAACAAAUGUGUCGGACUCCUGCAUCAUCCACAGAUGUAAAUCUAAAGAGGAGAUCCAAAAUGUACUCUGUUGUAUCCAGAUUUUUUUUUUUUUUUAAUUUUUUUUUUUAUCCAAGUCAAACCCAAAACGAAUGGAGACAAAUACUAAUUGUUGGAGCUUGUAUUUCUUUAAUUAAGCUCUCCACAUACUGUUCCAUUCAGCAAUGUCCUGAUCAUCUUCUGUUAUUAUGUUCGGUCUCUAUCAUCUGUAUGGACAAAGAGUACCAGGUAGAAUAUAACCAACAGAUUGUGGGAUGUUAUUUGUAAUAAUCACUAUAAACUUCUCAGAUGGUCAAGUAAUCAAUAUUAUGUAAAGAACUGUAUCAUACUCACUGUGUUUGAUUUACACAUAUUUAAAACACGUUUAUUCCUCACAAUCAUAAAGCUCUAGGAUUUAAAAUGUUUUCUUUUUGUCACCUUUGUUGAACUCUUUUUUGAACUUCAUUUUUGAAACUUUCGAUGGUGCUGUCUGUCUAACUGAUGUUUUAUGGAAAUAUUCAUCAUAACCAGAAUCAGUUUUUACUAUGAGUUUAAGCUGCACUGAUGAAAGUGGCAUCACUUCGAGACAGCUUCAUUUGAAACCGAUGAUGAUUGUUGCAGGUGAAAAUGUACCAUUUGACUGAACCAUGAAACUGCUUUACAUCAUGUCUGUAUGCUAAUUUAUUUUAUGUCACGUUGCAAACCAUUAAACAGAGUACAACAAUCGA
Messenger RNA from Acanthopagrus latus (yellowfin seabream), 4243 nucleotides. It is a transcript of the gene cntn1b, whose product is annotated as contactin 1b. Bases 190 to 3315 code for a protein of 1041 amino acids. The record is from RefSeq and is a predicted model, not a curated record. Gene Ontology annotation, biological process: cell-cell adhesion; brain development. The transcript is spliced from 24 exons. Gene Ontology annotation, molecular function: cell-cell adhesion mediator activity. NCBI's taxonomy places the organism in Eukaryota, Metazoa, Chordata, Actinopteri, Spariformes, Sparidae.